Coregonus sp. 'balchen' is the source of this 2712-nucleotide messenger RNA. The record is from the annotation of a GenBank genome assembly. Lineage: Eukaryota; Metazoa; Chordata; Actinopteri; Salmoniformes; Salmonidae.
CUAUACCGCUUGCCAUCAACUACGCAUGUCCUUAUUGGAGUGUUUGUUUACUUGUGUUGUAUGUGUGUGCGACUGCUUUCCCAGGCUUUUGCAUAACAUUGUUUUACGGUUUAAACCUAAUUCUGCCGAUAUGGCAGCCACAGCCCCGAACCCGGAGGAUUCGAACAGAAGUAGCCCACCCACUGCACUCGCUGGGGAUGGGGAUUCAGAGGAGGCCGAAGAGUUUACAGCUUCAACCCACUGCUCAGAGCUGUCUCGUCGGCAGAAUGAGCAGAGGAAGACCGGGUUGUUCUGCGAUGUGACGUUGGCCUUCAGUAGCGGGGCAGCCAGCGAAAGGGUACAAAGUUGCGAAUUCACGGCCCACCGUUCGGUUCUGGCUGCUUCUACGGACUAUUUCACCCCGCUACUGGGGGGGCAAUUUUCUGAGUCGCUGUCCGGGCGGGUGGAUAUGAAAGAAUGGAGCUCCGAAACGGGGCCCGACCCAGAGACAGUGGAAAGCGUCAUACAGUUCAUGUACACUGGUGAAAUACGAGUGAGCACCGCCAACGUUCACGAAGUAUUGGAACUAGCUGACAGGUAAUUCGUCUCACAGUAUGCACUAGUUAGCUAUCUAUUUGGUAGCACUAACUUACUGUUUGUAUAGCUAAAAGUAGUUGCCAAAAUAGGCAACCGCAAUUUGUGGUCUACUGUUAACAGACCGUUUUCCUAUUACAGUGAAUGCCUAAAGCUGUACUUUAAUCGUUGUUCAAUUUGUGCCCUAACAAGCAAACAUAGCUAGAUAUUUUGUCAAACCCGGAACAGACACUUUCCCCAACCCCCUUUCAUAUGUAUUGGGUGCAAUGUAGGCUACGUUGCAGGUGCAGGACAGAAAAGCAGAACAGAAAAAGUGGUGGGAUGCGUUGGUUUGGGGAAAACUCUAGUUUCUAAGCUUUGGCAAUUGCAAUGUUCUAUUACAGGUCUAUAUGUAGGCUAUUAUGAUUUUAUUUAAAUAAAACAUGUAUAACCACUACCAGUGCCAUAUACAUUGAUGUACAUUGAUAUGGCUCUAACCACUACUGGUAGUCUGAGUGCUAUGUUGAUAAAGGUUGAAUAAAUGUGAUGCUUCAUUAGAACAUUGACUGUUUCAGGUUCCUGCUGGUGCAGCUGAAGGACUUUUGCGGUGAGUUCCUGAAGAAGAAGCUGAGCCUGGCUAACUGCGUAGCGGUGCACAGCCUGGCCCACAUGUACACCCUGGACCAGCUGGCCCUGCGUGCUGCUGACAUGAUCAGACGCAACUUCCACAAGGUCAUCCAGGAUGAAGAAUUCUACACGCUCCCCUUCCACCUGGUGCGAGACUGGCUGUCCGACGCCGAGAUCACCGUGGACUCGGAGGAGGUGCUCUUCGACGCUAUCGUCAAAUGGGUACAGCGCAACGCAGAGGAGCGAGAGAAGUACUUUGAGGAGCUGUUCCGUCUCCUACGGCUUCCCCAGAUCAUGCCCACCUACUUGACCCAGGUGGUCAAGAAGGAGCCCCUGGUGGCCAACAACGCCACCUGCCUGCAGCUGGUGUCCGAGGCCGUGGAGGGCCACGCCAUUCGCUUUGAGAACCUCAAGUCAGUCGACCUAGAGUUCUGGGCGUCGUACAUGGUGGCCUUCCAGCCGCGCUUCGGACAGAACAUGGACGUGAUCAUGGUGGUGGGCGGGGUGUCUGAGGGCGGCGACUACCUGAGCGAGUGCGUGGGCUACUUUGUGUACGAGGACCGCUGGGUCAACUUGCCCCACAUCCACAACCACCUGGACGGCCACGCCAUCGCCACCACGGACUCCCACGUCUACGUAGCGGGCUCCAUGGAACCGGGCUUCGCCAAGACCGUGGAGCGUUACAACCCCAAUCGCAACACCUGGGAACAGGUGAGUAACCUGACCACACGUAAGCACUCCUUCGGCCUCACCUGCAUCAAGAACAUCCUGUAUAGCAUCGGCGGCCACGGCAACUUCAGCCCGGGCUUCAAGGACGUGAGUGUGUACGAGCCCGAGCAGGACAAGUGGCACAACCUGGAGUCAGCGCCCAAGAUCCUGCGCGACGUGAAGGCGGUGAGCGUGGAGGACCGCUACGUGUACGUGACGGCGCGCACGCCCGUGGACACGGACAACGAGGACGGGCUGAAGACUGUGACCACGCGCUACGACACAGAGAGCCACCAGUGGCAGGAGGUGGAUUCCCUGCCGCUCAUCGACAACUACUGUGCGUUCCAGAUGGCGGUGGCGCCCACCAACUUCUACCACACAGCCUCCUGCUGCCCCAAGAGCUAUGCCGUGCAGGACGAGACCGCAAAGCAGAAGAUCAGUGCUCGCAUCUCAGACGACAUCCUGGAGAGCCUGCCGCCUGAGGUCACCAGCAUCGAGGGCACCGCCAUCUGCUACCUGGGCGAGGACGUGUUCGUGAUCGGUGGCUGGAAGAACAGCGACGACGUGGACAAGCAGUACCGCAAGGAGGCCUACCGCUACUGCGCUGAGCGGAAACGCUGGAUGCUGCUGCCGCCCAUGCCCCAGCCACGCUGCCGCGCCACCGCUUGCCACGUACGCAUCCCCUACCGCUUCCUGUACGGCUGCCAGCGCUACCCUAUGCCCCAGAACCUGGCGCGGCAGCGGGACCGCAUGCAGCAGAUGCAGCAGCUCCACCGCCGCACGCUCACCCUGCGCAGGCAGCUGCAGUCGCAGAUCGAGUGCUGA